AUGGACCAGGCCCAGCUGUAUGCAGCGCAGAAGCCACGCCAAAUGUCCCAUGUCACAUCAGUGUCAUCACAUUACGGCGGCAGUCCUUACGAAAGCCCCAGACAAGGCAUCUACCAGCAACAGCAAGCGCAACAGUCUCGCAAGCGCAGUUUUCAGGACGACUAUGCCUAUGACUAUCAAGGCUUGCAGCAGUUACAAGCCCACGCAACCAACAGUGGAACCCAAGUCCCAGUCGAACUCACUCCUGAUGGACAUCAUGCCCAGCUCCAGCCUGGAUCGAUCACAUACCAAUAUCCGUCACAACGACCCUCGCCGCAGCAUUCCCACUCCGGACAGUCGUUGCAAUCACAAUCGCUACCGCCCCAGCAUCAGCAACAGUCGCAGCAGACACAGCACCACCACCACAGGCUACCCAAUCAACAGCCUCCGAGCAAGAUGCCCAGAUUCAGCGCAUACGAUGCAUUGUCGCCUGAAGAUGACGAUCACGGACCGCCUAGUGUCGUUGGGCAACCAGGAAUGCCAAUCCCUGCCCCAAGACCGAAAGGUCCGAAACUCAAGUUCACACCAGAAGACGACGCACUCUUGGUGGAGCUUAAAGAGGCCAAAAACCUUACCUGGAAGCAAAUCGCGGACUUCUUCCCAGGUCGAUCGUCGGGCACACUGCAGGUUCGGUACUGCACCAAACUCAAGGCAAAGACGACAGUUUGGACAGACGAAAUGGUGGAAAGACUCCAGACAGCAAUACAAGAAUACGACAACGACAGAUGGCGCAUCAUCUCAGGCAAAGUCGGCAACGGAUUCUCCGCAGCAGCUUGCAAGGAGAAAGCACUCGAGAUGCAGCUCGAAGAUGACGAGGCUCACGAAACAGCGGAACACGAUGCUCAUCAGCAGCAGCAGCAGCAAUUGUUACAAUUACAUGAGACUACGGCAGCGAUACACCAGCAGGAAGCGAAAGUAUCAAUGGUUGGCUUGCUAUGA
Molecule: messenger RNA, 978 nt
Organism: Fulvia fulva
Lineage: Eukaryota; Fungi; Ascomycota; Dothideomycetes; Mycosphaerellales; Mycosphaerellaceae
Exons: 2
Coding region: 1-978 (325 amino acids)
Source: RefSeq, a predicted model, not a curated record